Messenger RNA from Saccharomyces mikatae IFO 1815, 783 nucleotides. RefSeq names its product DNA-binding protein SRL3 (gene SRL3). The record is from RefSeq and is a predicted model, not a curated record. The coding region runs from base 1 to 783 and encodes 260 amino acids. Gene Ontology annotation, molecular function: transcription coregulator activity. Gene Ontology annotation, cellular component: cytoplasm; SBF transcription complex. The transcript has a single exon. NCBI's taxonomy places the organism in Eukaryota, Fungi, Ascomycota, Saccharomycetes, Saccharomycetales, Saccharomycetaceae.
AUGUUUCUGAAAAUACCUAAUUGGGAAACAGUAAAUGAGACACCCAAAUCAAGAGUCUUAACAAUAAACGAGUUGAUCUCGCCCAACUUGGAUACAGAGUCUAAGAGACUUCUGGCAACUCCAGUAAGAAGGUACUGUGAAACUUCUGUAAGUGAAGUGCAAGAGUCUCCUACGUCUGCGCACUCUCCUAGUGACGGCGAAAGCCCUACCUAUCAAUAUAACACUCAAUUUCACUUUCCAGCACCAUCAACCCCUAGAACUCCCGAUUCUAAGACUGAGGAAAAAUAUCUAUGCUCAACACCCGCAUUGAUUUCUCCCACAGCAAUUGUUGAGGACGAAAACAACGAUUCUGUGCAAGAGUUUUCAAGAACUUUAAAGUCGAGGCUGAAUUGUGCAAUGGUUAAACUAUCACGAGAGCAUGAAGGUAAUUGCCCGACGAUGAAAGGGCAGUUUUCUGGGAAUAAUCAAGCGGCUUUGAUUCCUCCUCCUCCAACCGAAAAGAUACGAAAGGGUUCUUAUAGCAAUAAAUUUGCUACCAAACAUAGGCGUUGCCAGUCAUUAGAUGAAUCUAAAAAGUUUUUGAGUUCUCUGGAAGAUUCUUCCGCUCAUGCAGCAUUUUUAAAGGCAAUUUCGUCUAAAAACAUCAAGGACAAUAACAUAAAAAAUGUUAAUGUUUCACCGUUACGAUGGUCUUCUCAUAAAAGAACACAAAGUACACAGGAGAACUCUUUGCAAGAGUUUGUUGCUAUUGACACUCUAUUGAAGAUGUCGUUAUCGAACUAA